AUGCAGAAGGCAAAAGAAAUCAUGUUGCAGAAAAAGGAGGAAAAAGAGAAAGUUCGAAAAAUGUCGGAAAGUAAAUGGCAGCCGAGUAGACUGCUCGGUUGCACUCGGCCGCCAUCUGUGAAUUUUUUUACGGAAGAUAGCGUCGGCUCAGAGUGCAGCUGUAUCCUUAGUGGUGAGAGUGACAAGAAGUUGGUGGACAGUGAUAAGGAAGAAGAUUUAUCAUCACGAAGGCAAAUUAUGGGUUCGAGGACGAAUUCACUUCCUCAGCACGUUAAUUCAUCAUCUGACUUGAAAUCGUUUGACUCGGAAAUUUUUAAUGAAAAUGAUGAAAAAAUUCAACAAAAUUAUGAAGCAAAAAUUGGUCAUCAUUUGGCUUCGUCACCAUUCGAAAAUCUGCAAUACCCUAUUGAGAUUAAAGAAAGAACAAAUGCCAUGGAACGACAGUUUUAUGACAGGUCACGAAUGGAACAAUUUGGAAUGCAUUUUAAUCUGAAUAUCGUUCCCUAUGAAGUUGAUACAUUGGAAGAAUUUCGAACAAAAUCACCACAUCAAAUUGAGAUAUACGCGUUUCGUGAUACAACUGAUGUUAAUUAUCAACGUAUGGCUUUUACGGGUGAGGAAUUGUCUGGUGUAAGUACAUUUUCGAAAAAUCUUGUUUUAUUUCAAUCAUAA
This is a messenger RNA of Dracunculus medinensis (Guinea worm), 672 nucleotides long. The record is from the annotation of a GenBank genome assembly. Lineage: Eukaryota; Metazoa; Nematoda; Chromadorea; Rhabditida; Dracunculidae.